Messenger RNA from Plasmodium cynomolgi strain B, 1974 nucleotides. RefSeq lists its product as hypothetical. The coding region runs from base 1 to 1974 and encodes 657 amino acids. The transcript has 2 exons. Lineage: Eukaryota; Apicomplexa; Aconoidasida; Haemosporida; Plasmodiidae. The record is from RefSeq and is a predicted model, not a curated record.
AUGAUCAGAGAUCCAUGCGGGAGUGACGAUACCGAGAAAAGUAGCAACUCCUGCAAAGAGAACAGCCAAGUGGAACCAACAAAGGACCCAAGUUAUGACCACUCUAGUAGCAACAAACGAGUGUUCAUCCAGGGGAUCAAAAAAAACUAUCACACGAAUGGAAGAAACACGUUUACGUACUUAAAUGAGGUUCUAGACAAGACCUACAAGGAGACUGUCGAGCUCGAUGGGUCCGAGUAUAUUCUUCUGUAUGACAUAUGUGUUCAGGAUGGAGGAGAUGCAUCUAGCCAAGUGGACGAAAGGGGAGAGUCUACUCAGAAUGCCCCUCGGGGUGGACCCGCCUCUUGGGGUGAACCCACCUCUUGGGGUGAACCCGCCUCUUGGGGUGAGCCCACCUCUUGGGCUGCAUCUGCAUCUGGAUUUGCAGCAGUCGGUGGUACAACCCCAUUAGAGGAAGAAAGUGACAUCCUCACUCUCAACGCGUACAAUAAGUACCUAAAUAUUUUUCAUAACUUAUCGAAUCAGCUGCAUAGAAUUAGGAGACUGAUAUACCCCAUGGAGGUAGACAUGUCGAGAGGAUAUGCAUCCAGGGGGUCGUUAACACUUGCUGGGGUAGCCUCAAACGGGGGUUCAAAUAAUGACGCGGAGAGACAAAGGAGAGAUGGAGGACGACCACAGAUGGGGGGAUGUAGAAUGGUUAGAGGUGUUGACGAGACGAACCUGGAGUCCUUGCAAACUCUGUUCGAAGAGGAAGCACACAUGAGGGGUAGCCCCAAAAUGAAGCUGCUGGAGAGGCUAAACUGUAUAUUUUUCACCGCCAUGGGUACCAUUGGGAAGGAGGCGGGCAGAACGGGUGGUACUACGAGCGGCACUGCGGGUGGUACUACGGGUGGCACUACGACUAGCAGUAGGGCUGCUGAUAAUUCAGCCAAGAGAGCUGCGAACCCAGUCGGUCCCCCCACUUCUAGCACCGCUUCCCACCUUCAUGCGAGCUGCCCCCCCACGCGGAAGGGCCAGCUGACCCCAUUGGAUGUGGCCAAAAUUACGCAACACAUGAAAGGCAGCGCAAAUAGAAGGGUCCACGAAAGCGACAUCUAUGACAUUCAAAUUAUGAAGAAGGGAUAUGUCUAUCUCUACGUCAGGAAUGGAUACUGGGAUGACUACUACUGUGUCCUUUUCCACUUAAACAACAACGUACUAUUCAAAAACGACCUCCUAUAUACGCACUACUGCAGAGUCUACGACAGAGGAGGGGUCUUACACAAUACGCUGAACUCUCCUGACUCGUACAGCAAUUAUUUUAUAGCUUUUUUUAAAGACGACCGUUUAGAGAUGAACGGAUUAUCUAAUUUGGAACUAGCCAUCAUGUUGAGAAAAAAUUAUUACCCUUUCGUAAUUGAACUGUCACGGAGUAAAAAGGCAAGCAUUAUGAUUCACACAGGUCAGGAUGUGCUCCUCGGUGUGGAGCAUGCGCAGGGUGAGGCUCAGGGGCAGGGCAAAGCUAAAGGGCAAGCUAAAGGACAAGCCCAACGGGUGAGGAGCUCUCUCAUCGUUUUCGAUGUUAACUCGAACCCGUUUUACCUGAUCCCCAUCGAGUGCUCCACCGAGUGCUGCCCGGACGAUGGGGUUGCCGCGAUAAGUGGAGGGGGUAGAGUUACCAAGGGAGCAGCUAAUGAACCAUCAUCCCAAGGAGGCACUCCCCCUCGUGUUCGAGUGAAACUCCAAUAUGGACUGCUCAAAGAGUGGAACGACUGCCUCGGAUCCGUAAUGGAGAGAGCAAAACAGAGACACACAAACCUUUGCGACAAACGAGGACAAAGCGAGAAGACGCACUACGUCAACAAAAAGUUUAGCCAGUGGAUCGACGCGUUUAAGAAGGAGAGGAACAUCCAGGAGGGAGGCGGCCCCCGCCCGUCCACCUUUUUAUUUGUUACCAGGAAGGGGGGAGGGGAGGGGUCACAACUCUGCGCUUAA